Cuscuta europaea is the source of this 2562-nucleotide messenger RNA. The record is from the annotation of a GenBank genome assembly. NCBI's taxonomy places the organism in Eukaryota, Viridiplantae, Streptophyta, Magnoliopsida, Solanales, Convolvulaceae.
AAAACAAUCCGCCCUUCCUUAUUCCAGAUCGGGUAUAACCGACCUGAAUGAGUUAAAGCCUUAUCUAUUUGUUUAGCAGAAUGUCAAACCUAGCCAAACAAAUUCAAUGGAGCAGCGACGGGGGACGACCAAUGACCAGCUACAAGCGACCAGAGACGGACCCGACAUCAUACUCCUGGCCUUAAGUUGGACUAGCGACCAGCCGCAACUGGCGCAUGCGACUAUGGCGUAUAGUUGCCGCUGCUCGACGAUUGCAGGUCUUGAGCGAGCAUAUGACUUUGCUUGAGCGAGCAUAGGACGGCCUUAGAGCGAGCAAUAGGACGGCGUUGAUUGCAGGCUAAGUGUUCGUUCAAAUGCAAACAUGAUUAUUUCCUCGUACAAGCUAAAUGCAAAAAUACACAAUGUACUUCAUACUUCCAGUUAUAGCUCAAAGAGUAAUUCAAGAAAGCAAGGCCUUAUUAGAAAACCUGAUUUGGCAGCUAAGGUCGUGAGGACCAGUAAUCAUAAUGGCAAGGUUCAUGGUUCUAACUCUGUUAGACCAAAGGCCAAUACCAGUGGCAGUGCACUGAUGGUUUCUGAUGUGGCAAAAGUGAAAAUCCAGGAGGUAAGGAACGUGAGGGAUUACUCAGUUUUAUUAUCUGAUGAUGCUAUUAUCGGAUUCCUAUGUUUUAUUUAGCCAUUUUUUGUUUUAGUUUUGCUUUUAGUAAAAUUUCUUUCUGAUUUCUUUUCACCUAAAUUGAAGUUUUGCUUUCAAUAUUACUGCUUUCAGUAUAAUUAAAGUGUUGCUUGGCCUGGGCUGAAUCCAGGUGCGGGUGUACGUUAAAUUGAAUGGGGGCCAAUAAAACUGAAAUUUUUUACUUAUAAAAUUCAUUUUAGAAAUGAAUCUGAUGUCUGCCCCCAUUAGGAAAAAGCCAUUUUAGUGAUAGUUUGAAGUUGUGGUGAAGUGCUGUUUAAUAUGUUGUUUUCAGAUUGAAAUGUUGUUAAAAUUUUAACUAGAUAAGGAUUAAGAGAGCUAUAGUACUCUAACACUCAAACACUGGGAGUGUAGCAGUGGAAAUUCCCCAACUAUGUAUAUAUACAUCUUUGAAUCUUUUGAUGAAGUAUGCUCCAACUUUGCAAGGAUUAGAUUGAAAUGGUAUAUAGUCAUGAGGUUUGAGUACUCAACUUGGGAUUGAAGGGUUGGUGUUGAGUUAGAACUUAUUUAUCCAUUUCGAAUAGAGAAAAGUAUCAAGUUUUUUUCUUUUGAAUUACAUUAUAAAUGAUUUUCUGUAGGUUGUACCAGGUGUUCCAAAGACCAAGGAUGGAUAUAAUCUAUCUAAAUGAUAUAUGGUACCCGUAUUUAUAAUUUUCAGGCACAAUUUGGAGUUGAUUUGGCAGAUUUCUUUUCGAACUCUUCACUUUACCAUUAAGUAGAUUAAAGAGACUAGACAAUCCAUCAAAUUUAGUUUUAAGUUCAUGUGUGUUAUAUAUAGCUCUUUUAAAAGUGAAGUUCACUUAACUUUUCACUUUUUACUUUAUUUCACUUUCAGUUUACUUCACUUUACCAUAUGUUGUUAAUUGACAACCUAUAUGUUAAGAAAUUUUAUUCCAGUAUUCACUUUAUGUUUCUUUUCUCUUUGAAAUUUUCCAUGAGCAGGCAGCUAUUCAAAACAUAAAAGAUACCAUCUACUCAACCAUUGAUGUGAUGGAAGCAAUGACAUCUUCAAUAAGCUUUGCUACCUAAAGUCAUUCCCUCCUAAAAGUUGAAUGCACAAGUGCAUUGGUAAAUGAGCUAUUUAAUACAGCUUCCCUAGAGUGUGCUUCACUUGAUAGAUGUAGGAGCUGUUGUCCAUGGUCGCAACAUUUCAGGUACCCAUGUUUUUUCACUCCUCUCCUUCCUACCUAACGAUCUGGCAUAUAAAGCUUGAUUUUUCAUUACAAAAAAAUCUGUUAUGGUUCAUAUGGAAACUGUGAAAUGGCAGGUAAAGGCAAUUGAUGCAAGGAAAUUUUGAAAGAAUUUUUAAGGAGAAAAUAGGUUCUGACUCAAUAACCAACUUUAGAUAUUUGUUCAAUCUUAUUUUAUUAAUACUUUCUGUGUAGAACAUUACUUUUAUUGACAUGUGAGAUAAAGUAUAUUACGAAGUACGAUAGUAUUAUUUUAUAUACAUUUAGCACAAUUGGCUCCUUUUAAUGUAAUGUAAUACUUUUUUUCAAUUUGUAAAGGUUAUCUUAUCCAGAAUCAGUCUCGGGAGAAAAGAGUGAUCAAACAUGAACUUGUGGGGCAUUGUUUUUUCUAGAAGUGAGGCAUUCAUACAGAGGCACAAGAUGAACAGUUUAAAUAUAACAUAUACUUGAUGUACUAGUGCGCCAAAGCGAUGUUGCUGUUUCUAAAUUCCAAAGAGCUUAUAGAGCCAACUCAUAAUCUCCGGUUGAUGCAGCCUCAUAAGUGUUUUAAGCCAUCUCACUAGUACAUAAGUUUGUUUUAAUCUUCCCAGUAAGAAAUGUUAUACACAUUGUAAUGAAAUCAUGUAUUGGAUGUAUAUUAUAUUUAUUAAUGGUAUUUUGUAUACUAUUGUUUUGGCA